Messenger RNA from Rotaria sordida, 207 nucleotides. Lineage: Eukaryota; Metazoa; Rotifera; Eurotatoria; Philodinida; Philodinidae. The record is from the annotation of a GenBank genome assembly.
AUGACAAAAUCUAAUCAACGAACGACCGCUGGAAAUAUUAAUACAGCAAGCAACUACAAUUUGGAAGAAAUGAUCACGUACAUUCGUCAAAAUCCCAGUGCUGCAUUCGGUGUUCAUCAACAUCUUACUCAAGUUCCAUAUCCUCAACAUCUCAACGCUCCAACUGAGUCAUCAACACCUCAAACACCUAAACGAAUCUUAGACUAA